Messenger RNA from Kogia breviceps (pygmy sperm whale), 1640 nucleotides. The record is from RefSeq and is a predicted model, not a curated record. Lineage: Eukaryota; Metazoa; Chordata; Mammalia; Artiodactyla; Physeteridae.
CACUGUGCGGACGCUGAGCUGGGUCUGCCGUAAUGCUGCUGCUGCACAGAACUGUGGUCCCAGGGCUCCGACAGGCCUAGAGACUCAAGUCAGCCCCCUCAAGUCUCUGCAUUCGGGCCUGCUCUACAAAUGAUUCAUUUCAGCCACAGCACUCCAGCCAUGCCUUCUCUGGUGAUAACUCCAGCACCAGGGAAUGGAGAGUCAUGGGGACUCUGCUAGGCCUUGGUGCAGUGUUGACCUAUCAUGACCACCGGUGCAGGGCUGCUCAGGAGUCACCACGCCUAUACACGAGGGAGGAAGUGAGAUCCCACAGCAGCCUUGAGACUGGGAUCUGGGUGACUUUGGGCUCUGAGGUCUUUGAUGUCACAGAAGUUGUGGACCUACACCCAGGGUGUCCAUCGAAGCUUAUGCUAGCAGCUGGGGGUCCUCUAGAGCCCUUCUGGGCCCUCUAUGCUAUUCACAACCAGUCCCACGUGCGAGAGAUACUGGCUCGGUACAAGACUGGGGAGCUGAGCCCCGACGACAAGGCAGCCUCCAUCUUGAAAACCUCUGACCUUUCCGCUGAUGAUCCUAUACGUCACCCAGCCCUGAAGGUCAACAGCCAGCGCCCCUUUAAUGCAGAGCCCCCCUCUGCUGAGCUGCUGACAGAAAACUACAUCACACCCAACCCUAUCUUCUUCACCCAGAAUCAUUUGCCUGUACCUAACCUUGACCCAGACACCUAUCACCUACAUGUAGUAGGGCCCCCUGGGAGUCAGUCACUGUGCCUAUCCCUGGAUGACUUGUACCAGUUCCCCAAGCAUGAGAUCAUGGUCGCUCUGCAGUGUGCUGGCAACCGGCGCUCUGAGAUGACUCGGUUCAAAGAAGUAAGAGGUCUGGAGUGGAGUGCAGGGGCCAUUAGCUCUGCACGCUGGGCUGGGGCACGGCUCUGUGAUGUGUUAGCCCAGGCUGGUCGUCAGCUCUCUGAAACUGAGGCCCAUGUCUGCUUUGAGGGACGGGACUCAGACCCCACAGGGACUGCCUAUGGAGCAUCCAUCCCUCUGGCUCGGGCCAUGGAUCCUGAAGCUGAGGUCCUGUUGGCAUAUGAGAUGAAUGGGCAGCCUCUGCCUCGUGACCAUGGCUUCCCUGUGUGGGUGGUGGUUCCUGUGGUGGGUGCCCGCCAUGUCAAAUGGCUGGGCAAAGUGAGCGUGGAACCCGAGGAAAGUUACAGCCACUGGCAGCGGCGGGAUUACAAAGGCUUCUCUCCAUCUGUGGACUGGGACACUGUAGAUUUUGACUCGGCUCCAUCUAUUCAGGAACUUCCUGUCCAGUCCGCCAUCACACAGCCCAAAGAUGGGGAGACAAUAGAGUCAGGAGGUGGAGGAAGAGCUGUGGUCAGGGUGGAUGUGUCUCUGGAUGGGGGCCUAACCUGGCAGGUGGCUGAGCUGGAUGGAGAGGAACAGCGUGCCCGAAAGGCCUGGGCCUGGCAGCUAUGGCAGCUGCAAGCCCCUGUGCCAGCUGGGAAAAAAGAAUUGAACAUCGUUUGUAAGGCUGUCGAUGACAGCUACAAUGUUCAGCCAGACACAGUGGCCUCAAUCUGGAACCUGCGAGGCGUGCUCAGCAAUGCCUGGCACCAUGUCCACGUCCAUGUUGCUCCAUAA